AAGCGCGUCAUCCUUACGCGACAAAAUCGCGUCCCGUCUCUGCUCGAACAAGUCCUUUCUUUGCCUUUCCCCUUGCCAUUUUCAAUUCCAACUCUACACCACCAACUCACCUCUCUGACCCACUCGAUUUCGACUAUCAGCAAUCAAUCCACUACCUCACUCGUACAUACUGCUUCUAACUGCUGCCCGGCAUGCCGCCCGAUAUCCGCAGCUUUUUCGCUCCAAAGGGCCAGGCCACUUCGACUUCCACUCCAGCCAAAGAGAAGCCCAAGCCCAAGGCCACACCCACUCCCGCCAAAGAGAAGCCCAAGCUCAAGGCUACGCCCGCAACUGCCCGAAAGCCAGCUGCUCGUAAGCGUCGCGUCGUUGAUUCCGACGAGGACGACGAAGACGACGACAAAGACUCGCCGCCACCACCUCCCGCGAAGAAGUCGCCCGCCACAAAGAAAGCUCCCCCCAAGUCCGCCGAGAAGCCGAAGGAAGCCAAGGUCGAGUCGUCCUACUUCUCUAGCUCUAGCAAGAACAAGAUUACCCGCACGUUACCGGCGCGGUCAUCAAGGCCGAGGAAGGUCGCGGAUGUAAAGAAGGGGGCGAGUGUCCUUGACGAUGACGAUGAUGUGGCCGAUGAUAUCUAUGUUGAGGCGUUUCAGAAGAAGGACGAUGGCUACAAGGAAGAGCCGCAGGAUGAGGAUAUGGACGACUUUGUGGUUGCCGACGAUGAUGACGACGAUGAGGACGAGGACGAGGAGGAAGAGGAUGUGAAGCCAAAGAGACGGGGCGCUACUACGAAAACGCUGGUCAAAACGCCGGCCAAAGCUCCCACCAAAGUUCCCGCCAAAACUCCUGCCAAAACCCCCGCCAAAACCCCCGCCAAGGUGAUUGUUAGCAAUACCUCUAGUAAAACUUCUAGCACCGUCGGCAGGAAGAGGAAGCCGGCGCCUUCUGACUCGGAGGACUCGGAAGAUGAUUUUGAAGAGGAAGCGCCGCAGAAGAAGAAAACUCCCGCCAAAAAGCCUCCGGCGAAGAAAGCACGUGCCCCAGCGAAAACGAAGGAGGUUAUCGACAAUUCCGAUGUCAAGAAGAUCCUCGAUGCUAUUGCGACAGUCCGAGCUCCGACACCUCCGCCCCGAGAGGAGGGAAAGAAAUUCAACUUCAAGGAUUUUGCAGGACGGCAGGCGGCGCCCCCGGCAGCUCCGGGGAGCAAGGAGAUACCAACUGGUGCAGAGAAUUGCUUGGCCGGAUUGACGUUUGUUUUCACCGGAAUCCUAGACAGCAUUUCCAGAGAAGAGGGGCAACAGCUUGUCAAGAGAUACGGAGGUAAAAUCACUACCGGCCCUUCGAGAAAGACCUCCUACGUCGUUCUGGGUAGGGAUGCUGGCCCCUCGAAGCUCGAGACUAUCCGUAAACUCGGGAUCAAGACGAUCAAUGAAGAUGGUCUAUUUCAGCUCAUCUCGUUGCUUCCGGCUAACGGAGGAGACGGGGUGGCUGCUAAAGACUGGGAAGCCAAGAAGGCCGUCGAAGAGAAAAAGAUUCGGGAGGCAGCCGUGGAAAUGCAGAAGGCAGCCGAUGCCGAUGCUAAGGCGGCCAAGGCUAAGGGAGUGGUAUCUCAGGAUGAAGGGCAGCUGUGGACGACCAAGUAUGCUCCCAGCAAGAUGACGGACAUCUGUGGCAACAAGGGCCAGGUGGAAAAGCUGCAGAGAUGGUUGCGUGCCUGGUCCAAGAACUUGAAAUUGAACUUCAGGGUCAGAGGCGCCGACGGAGCUGGCGGAUACAGGGCGGCCAUGAUCCACGGACCACCUGGAAUCGGAAAGACCACUGCUGCGCACUUGGUUGCCAAACUGGAGGGAUACGACGUUCUCGAAUACAAUGCCAGUGACACCCGAAGCAAGAAAUUGAUGGAGGAAACCAUGCGUGGUAUAUUGGAUAACACAUCUCUGAUGGGUUAUUUUAAAGUUGGCGACAGGAAGCAGGAUAUGAUGAAGAAAAAGUUAGUUCUUAUCAUGGACGAGGUGGACGGUAUGUCUGCUGGUGAUCGUGGCGGUGUUGGAUCGCUGGCUGCGUUUUGCCGGAAGACGAGUAUACCGAUAAUCUGUAUCUGCAAUGAGAGGAAGCUUCCGAAGAUGAGGCCGUUCGACACUGUCACCUAUGAUAUGGCGUUCCGACGACCGGAUGCGAGCAUGAUUCGUUCUCGUAUCAUGUCUAUUGCUUUCAGGGAGGGAAUCAGUCUCAAACCCCCCGUCAUCGAUCAGCUUGUGGAGGGAACGAGAGCAGAUAUUAGACAAAUCAUCAACAUGCUUUCGACCUACAAGACCACGGCGAAAUCUAUGGACUACGACCAGAGCAAAGCAAUGGCCAAAUCGUGGGAAAAACACAUCGUGUUUAAGCCUUGGGACAUUGCCGGAAAGUUGUUGGGCACGGAAAUGUUUGGUGCUAACAGCAAGAAGACGCUCAACGAUAAGAUGGAACUUUACUUCAACGACCACGAGUUCUCGUAUCUCAUGAUCCAGGAAAAUUACCUCAAGAACAGACCGGACAGAGCGAACCAGUACAGCGGCAAAGAACGAAGUCUGAAGCUCCUGGAACUCGCCGACAACGCUGCUCAGAGCAUAUCCGAUGGCGAUCUGGCCGAUGCCAUGAUUCACGGCCCGCAGCAACACUGGAGCUUGAUGCCUGUGCAUGGCAUGCUUUCCACCGUCAUCCCCUCGUCGUACACAUAUGGAAGUUAUGGUGGUGGUCCCAUGUCAUUCACUAGCUGGCUGGGGAAUAACUCCAAGCAGGGAAAACUCAUGCGUUUCAUCAAGGAGAUCCAGAGUCACAUGCGUCUACGGUCGUCUGGUGAUCGCCACGAAGUCCGUCAAUCAUACAUCCCCAGUUUCUUCAACUCACUCGUGCGCCGUCUCGAGGUCGAGGGCAAGGACGCCGUCCCAGACAUCAUCCAGAUCAUGGAUGACUACUUCCUGACCAAGGAGGAUUGGGACAACAUCAUCGAGCUGGGAGUUGGGCCCUCUGACGAGGGCACCGUGCAAAUUCCGUCCGCUGUCAAAUCUGCCUUUACUAGGAUGUACAACCAGCAGUCUCACCCCCUGCCGUUCAUGAAAGCCUCCUCUGUGGCUGCCACCAAGGCUGCUAAGAAGGACGUGCCCGAUAUCGAGGACGCGAUUGUCGAGAGCGAAGACGAGGCUCCUCCGGAUGUCGAGAAGGGGGAUGACGAGGACGAUAUCACCAAGGACAAGUAUGUUAAGCAACCCAAGAAGAAGCCCGCUGCCAAGGGUAAAGCGAAGGCCAAAGACGGUGAGGAGAAGCCGAAGGCAGCAUCUAAAGCGAAGGGCGGGGCAAAAGCUGCCCCAAAGGGUAGAGCGAAGAAGGCAUAGUGAUCUGGCAUUUACGUUGGGUUAUACUUUAAUGUGAUUCCUUUUUUCCCAGUUUGCUGUACAUUAGAUACGAGUGGCUUUUGUUUUCUUCUUCCGGAAUUGAUCACAUAAUUGGGAGGCA
Messenger RNA from Tricharina praecox, 3492 nucleotides. RefSeq names its product replication factor RFC1 C terminal domain-containing protein. Lineage: Eukaryota; Fungi; Ascomycota; Pezizomycetes; Pezizales; Pyronemataceae. Gene Ontology annotation, cellular component: DNA replication factor C complex; nucleus. The coding region runs from base 192 to 3371 and encodes 1059 amino acids. Gene Ontology annotation, molecular function: DNA binding; ATP binding; ATP hydrolysis activity. The transcript has 6 exons. Gene Ontology annotation, biological process: DNA repair; DNA replication. The record is from RefSeq and is a predicted model, not a curated record.